CCGGGAAGAGUGUGCAACACGGCACAUUACUUGCUCGGGUCUUCUUCGUCGAGGUACAUACCUUCUCCAAUCUCGCGCCUCGAAUCAUACUACCGUGUGCACACGCUCGUUCAUCUCGAGUCCGAUUCGAUAUCCCCGGCGGUUUACCAAUCCACAUACGCUAGUACGGCGAACAACCCGAGCGGCGUUCCCCUUUGAUCUCAGUCGCGCCGUCUGUCAGGUCUCUCGGGUGAUUCCAGCCAGGAAGGACACGUUCAUUCGUUUUCCCCACAUUCGGACAGUAACACUACCCGUCCAGUUGCCUUUGUGCAACAACCACAUAAGCAGAAAAUGUUCUGUCUUCGGAGUUGGCUCCCACUGCUCUUCAUACCGACCAACGCGUCGCCCGCCUUCAUCCUCGUCUUCUUCAUCUGCACAUACUUCCUUAACCGACCAUGCAUAUACUGCUCCUUCCUGCUCGUCAUCCUCUUCCUGACGUCGUGUAACUGGUCCGACCGGUGCUUCUUCGACGUCAGCAGCAACUGGUUCCAACCAAAGGAACCGAAUCCGACCACACAUCAUAUCUACGCUCCUACGCAUAAUGGCACCAGCACAACCAUGGUGGAAAUCCCAAACAGUACAGCGGUCGUGGUUCUCGACAUGUUCAACACGACGGUUGGCACGCUGGCGACGGCCGCGAUGGACAAGGCGGCCAGGACGAGGGUGGAGUGGACGGGCUUGGGACUGGAGUGGUUGAGGAGUCUGCUGGGGAGGAGGGAGUGGCGAAUCGACUGCUUGGACCUCUAUAUCAGACUAUAGGAUGAUCUUACGGACGUUAGCGGAAAAGUAAUAGGAGUGGAUAAUUAGAACCUAUAUCCCAUCACAUGCUUGGCCUGCUACUUCUUGUAUGCUCGCCAUCCUCCGUUCGCACCUCACAUCGCUUUUUCAUUUUG
Molecule: messenger RNA, 932 nt
Organism: Neurospora tetraspora
Lineage: Eukaryota; Fungi; Ascomycota; Sordariomycetes; Sordariales; Sordariaceae
Product: bladder cancer-related protein BC10-domain-containing protein
Exons: 2
Coding region: 331-798 (155 amino acids)
Source: RefSeq, a predicted model, not a curated record